GGUUAAAAACUCGUGUUCCCCAGAAAAACGUAAAAAACGCAUUCAGGUGCAGGUGGGAGGCUGUGCGCCACAAACUCCAAAGCCCUCUUCCCAAAAGUGCGAUUCCCCCGAAAAAAACAAUAGCGAGAUAAUUCCAGUCCUCUGCAGAUGCAACGAGUUCCCCUUCCCCAAAGGUGUUUCAAUCAUUAAUCCAUCCCCCAGAUGUUUCGACGCACAUACAUAGUUCGUGGCGUAAAACAGUGAGAGACAAACGGGAAUCGUUCGUAAUGGCCGCAACCUGACCUUCGUCGUGUGGGAUUGAAGUUUUGUUUUCUCCUGGGGUAGUGGUGCCUAGUGUGUUAAAUCCCCUGGAAUAACCCCCGGUGAACAGUCCCCGAUCACAUCCCCAUCGCCCCCAUCACCCAUCCCCAAUCGAUCGUGAAUAACGUGUGGGUGUUGCCAGGAGAGUUGAGAAUAUUCAGAACGGAAGAGAAGAAAAAAGUGUGAAGUGCGUUUUUAGCUUUAAAAAAAAUAGUGCAAUGAGUGAUCACGACAGAAGCGAUGAGGAUCCGAUAAUGGAUCUGUGGUACAGCAAUUGGGAGCAGCAGUGUGUCGAGGCGAUCGAAUCGGAGCCCGAUUAUGAGAGCCAGUUGCACAAUGAAAAGGAAAUUUAUUCUCAACAGAUAUGGACGGGUUUUCAGACAACGGCUUCAGCCAUUGCACAGCUCUACAAAGAUCGCACACAGGGCGCAUCCCUCUGGUUACCGUUUCAAACAGCCGCUGGAACUGUCACGUCUCUGUACAAAGAUUCAUUGGAUGGCAUGCGGAGAUGCAGCGAAUUGGGAUUGGAGAUGGGGAGGCAAAAGAAGAGCAAAGAAAUUAUGAACUGGGCGCGUAAGAAGAGGCGCAUGAUACGGAGGGAGGAUCUGCUGGCGUAUCUGGCUGGAAAACCACCACCACCGAGGCCACACACUCACAGGAGCUCACCGAAACCACGAAUGAUGGUCUGCGGCUCGCCACCCUCGCAAAGUCCAGCACCAAGCAUGGUGGUUUCUCCAACACCACCACCAGCUGAUCAAGAUUCAGAGUUGCAUACUUUCAGAGAAGCUAUUGCCUUAUCCGGUUCACAAAUGUCUCGACGUACAGGAAGACAGUCUGAGCUAUCAGCAUUCAUAAGUAGUGAAUUUGCACGACACCAUAAAAGACCAGCCUCGCACGACGUCGACAUGGGCUCCCCCACGCACAAGCGUUCGCGUUUCAUGUAACGAAUCGUGUCAUUGUUUUCACAAAGUAGAAGAAAAAUCGAGAAAAAAAAGUACUAAGAAGCCCUGGGGUCUGUCUCCUCGUGUCCCUGCGAAUCACUGGAUACAAUCCAGGAAUUUGCAAUCAAAACUGAUUAUACAUCACGAGGAGAAUGUCACUAGCAACUUCUGCCUGAUUCUUUUAGCGAGUAACUAAUUAAAAUGUUAUAAAUCUGUAAUAAAACAACAAAAAAAUACCAUAAAAUCGUAUCGAGAAGAAACUCAGUUGCCAUUUAAUUUCGUAAGGGAUAUCGAGAGGGCAAUGUAUGACGUCAUUUGAAUCAGAAUUUUUCAUUGAACAGUGACACAUCAAACGCUAUUAAACGCAUACAUAUAUAAACACUGGAUGUAUGUAAAAUUAAUCUCAUAAUGAUAUUAUACAUAUCUACAGGCACAUACUAGGGGCUGUUGAACGUCUGAGACCCAACAAUUCAGUUUUUAAAAUUGUAUAAAUAAACUAAAUCAACACGCGUCUCAGACAUAUUCCACGUCCUCUAUAUGUUUAUGUACAUGUGUAAGUACGAAAUUGAAAAGAAUCUCGUGAAUUUUAUGAUUAAAUAAUUCACGAUUGAGUGUAAUAAUUCAAAAUUGAAUUGUUAUUGAACGUUGAGUGCUGUGAGUUUCUAAAGUCGUGGACUGUUGGAAUGAGUUUUCUCAUAUGUUAAAGAUCAAUUAUAUGUGUUUAAGAACUAAGAAUUAGGGAAUAAAUGUUGAAAAUACUCCUGUGUCCUCAAUUUUUGGACAACAUUAAAAAAAAUGAAUGACUUGUUUAUUUAAUUCAACCUCUAAAUAGCCAAUUUUGUUGUUGUUUUUGAAUAAAAAAAUUCACUAUUCAUGCAAAAUAGUUAGUGAACGCAUUCUGUAAAAAAAAUCCACCUGAUUAUUUAAACAAAAACAAAAUUGGUUGCUUGGAGAUCAAAAUUGAGAAGAGUAAUUCGUAAUUGUCAUUCCGUACUGGAGGCGAACGAACGAUAAAAAAUUUUGUUGCACUCAUUCUUUGUUUUUAUACAUAUGUAAUUAAUGUGUGAAGGCUCGCUCCAAUAGCCUGUGAUUUUUAAAACCCAUGACGGUCUCCCCUUAAAAAGAAUCUCGUGGAUUUUAUGGUGAAUAAUUCACGAUUGAUGAUUGUAAUAAUUCAAGAUUGAAUUAUUAUUGUACAUUAAAAUCGCAAAACGCACUGUGCCUCGUUUCGCUUAUUGUUUGGGUCUCAAGAUCGAUAAGAAAUAAGAUAAACUGUGAAUUAGUUAAUUGAAAAUGCCAGGCUGACUGAUUACGCGGAUCGUAUUUUGCCUGGAUCCUUGUUUUUUUUGUGUAAUUUUUAUUAUUUUUUCUUAUUGGGGUUUGAAAGUAAAUUGAAAUUUAAUGGAAACGCAGGCGAUACUUGGAAUUUAGGAUUCCUUCGUUAAUAUUUUCAGAUGUCUUCAAGUGUCCCCUGCAUUUGAGUUGUUUCAUCGACAGAGACCCAGAGUAAAUAUCCCCCCAAAAAUGGAAAGAAAUGUGAGAAAAAUCAUUGAAAAAUUGAAAAAAAAAAACACUUUUCUGGGAAGCAGUGAGUGUUGUUAUUCGAUUGUAAAUAUAGUGCUUAUUAAUCAAAUAAUUUUCGAAAGAAAAAUAAACUGAGAUACGUGAAAAUUAACAAUGACAAUUCAUUGCGAAGUUAAUUAACGAUUCAAGUAACUAAUUAGGUUAUUAUGGUAUACUAUUAAUUGAUAGUUGGUAAAUAAUUAAUGAUAAUUCAUUGACUACUAUUCGAUAGCUUUAAUCGUAAUAUAUUUAUAAUGAAAAGGGAGAAACAAGUUUUCGGAAGUUUAAUGUGGAAAUUUGCGAGAGCAUUCAUUUCUCGGUUCUGAUUCUAACAAUCACUCAUUAUAUUUUGUUUUGUUUUUUAAAUUACAAUGAAGUGGAUGGAACGCUGCUGGAAAAAAACUGAAAUUUCGUGGACAGGUGGCUAAUAAUUUUUGGGGAGGAAAUUCAAUUUGGUUUAUGGGGAGGAAGUUAUGAAAUUUCAGAUUUUACUGGAAAUACGAUGAAUGGGUGAACUGAAAUUUACAGUUUCCAUUGAUUUUCUCGUAAAAUGUGCAAUUUUAAAUUACGAAAGUCUUUGAAAUUUGAGCGGAACUCUAAUGUGAUAAAAAUUUCCAAGUGUACGUGAAGUUUCAGUCAAAAAUUUCCAACAGUGAAUUAUUCGAUGGAUUAUGAAUAGAUUAUUUAUGAUAUUUGUUUUUAUUGGAACAAUUCAUGUCAGCUGCGCGAGAGAAAGGAGAAGGUAUUCAAAUAAAUCUUUUUCAAUCGUCCAUAUCUUGAGACCCUUAGAGUGCAACUCAGCGAUUUUUUCAAUUUUAGAGGCAUGUUUUCAGGCUUGAAAAUGAGACCUGAUCCAUCCAAAUUGUAUCGUCUGGUCAGAAGAUAUUGGCGAUUUAAAAAGUUCCUUCAACUUUUCCCAGAGGGAUUGAUGUCCUUUAUAUUUUAUUUUCAAAAAUGAAAAUUCAUUCGAUUACUCGAAACCACACAGUGGAUUCAUCAAAGAUGAAAAUCGUUUAAUCACCUCAGAAAUUUUUAUUCUUCAAUGUUAAUACACUGCGGAGAAAAUUCAUUUGAAUACAAAAAAUUGAAUUGUUGAA
Messenger RNA from Diachasma alloeum, 3901 nucleotides. RefSeq names its product UPF0472 protein C16orf72 homolog. The record is from RefSeq and is a predicted model, not a curated record. The transcript is spliced from 5 exons. Lineage: Eukaryota; Metazoa; Arthropoda; Insecta; Hymenoptera; Braconidae. The coding region runs from base 519 to 1244 and encodes 241 amino acids.